Messenger RNA from Nyctereutes procyonoides (raccoon dog), 415 nucleotides. It is a transcript of the gene NDUFA2, whose product is annotated as NADH:ubiquinone oxidoreductase subunit A2. Bases 39 to 338 code for a protein of 99 amino acids. Lineage: Eukaryota; Metazoa; Chordata; Mammalia; Carnivora; Canidae. The transcript is spliced from 3 exons. The record is from RefSeq and is a predicted model, not a curated record.
CCGGAAGUUCUUGGGCGGGGAGUUAGGCACUAGCGGAGAUGGCGGGUGCCGCAGCGAGUCUGAGAAUUGGGGCUAAAGUUGGCUUGCGUGAGAUUCGCGUCCACUUGUGCCAGCGCUCGUCCGGCAGUCAGGGCGUCAGGGAAUUCAUCGAGAAACACUAUGUGGAGCUGAAGAAGGCGAACCCUGACCUGCCAAUCCUAAUCCGCGAGUGUUCCGAUGUGCAGCCCAAACUCUGGGCCCGCUACGCAUUUGGCCAAGAGAAGAAUGUCUCCUUGAACAACUUGAGUGCUGAUCAGGUAACCAAAGCCGUGGAGAAUGUGCUAAGUGGCAAAGCCUGAAGCCUCCACUGAUUGUUAAGAGCAACAACAGCCCCACAACUUGGGCUUUGUUGAACUGAGUAAAAUGUGAAAAAAUG